AUUCCCUGUCUGUGCAGUGGUGCCUCGUGUUUACUGUGCCGAUGUUGUCCCAACAGCAAGAAUUCAACAGUGACGCGUCUUAUCUAUGCCUUCCUCCUUCUCCUCAGUACUGUUCUUGCCUGCAUUAUGCUGGCACCAGGGAUGGAAGAGCAGCUGAAAAAGAUACCUGGAUUUUGCGAUGAGGGGCUUCAUACUCUGAUACCACAUAUGAAUGGCUUUGUCAGCUGCGAUGUGUUUGUUGGAUACAGAGCUGUCUAUCGAAUCAGCUUUGCCAUGGCAGUGUUCUUCUUUAUCCUCUCUCUGCUCAUGAUAGAAGUGAAAACAAGUAAUGAUCCAAGAGCCUCGGUGCACAAUGGGUUCUGGUUCUUCAAAAUAGCUGCCAUUGUGGCUAUCAUGGUUGGAGCAUUUUACAUUCCUGAAGGGCCGUUCACAAGAGCUUGGUUUGUUAUUGGUAUUUUUGGAGCCUUCUGCUUCAUUCUUAUCCAGUUGGUGCUUCUUGUGGACUUUGCUCACUCCUGGAAUGAGAGCUGGGUUGAUAAAAUGGAGGAGGGAAAUUCUAAAUGUUGGUAUGCAGCUCUGCUGCUCUGUACAAGCUUGUUCUAUGCCUUAUCGCUGGUUUUUAUUGUGCUCUUCUAUGUUUUCUACACGAUGCCUGAUGACUGCACUGAGAACAAGUUCUUCAUAAGCAUCAAUUUGAUCCUGUGCAUUGCUGUCUCCAUCGUUUCUAUCCUUCCAAAAGUUCAGGAACAUCAGCCUCGCUCAGGCCUCCUCCAGUCCUCUGUGAUCACGCUCUACACCAUGUACCUCACUUGGUCAGCCAUGUCCAAUGAGCCUGAACGAAGCUGUAACCCAAGCUUGCUGAACAUCAUUACCCAGAUAGCUACACCCACCGUUUUUCCAGCAAAUACCACUGUGGUACCUGCUACUCCAGCUCCACCCAAGUCCCUACAGUGGUGGGAUGCCCAGAGUGUUGUUGGAUUGGUUAUCUUUGUCCUUUGCCUUUUGUAUUCCAGCAUUCGCUCUUCAAGUAACAGCCAAGUGAACAAGCUGACACUGUCUGGGAGUGACACUGCCAUUCUGAAGGAGACUGUGGGAACAAGCAGUGAAGCUGCAGAGGAAGGAGAAGUGCGCCGUGUCAUGGACAAUGAGAAGGAUGGUGUUCAGUAUAGCUACACCUUCUUUCACUUCAUGCUCUUUCUUGCUUCUCUUUACAUCAUGAUGACUCUCACAAACUGGUACAGCCCUGAUGCUGAUUUUAAAACAAUGACAAGUAAGUGGCCAGCUGUGUGGGUGAAGAUGACCUCCAGCUGGGUUUGUCUCCUUCUUUAUCUUUGGACCCUCGUGGCUCCUAUUGUCCUUACUAAUAGGGACUUCAGUUAAGUUGCUCCACCUGUCUGAGCUUACAGAAGUGGGGAACUUUUUGCUGAAAGCCAAAAUGUUCAUCUGUUGCUUUAGUUAUACUGUGUUACUGUUUCUUAUGUUACAUGCAGGUGGAUAAAGUUAUGUAUUAUAUAAUGCUUGAUGCAGGAUCAAAAUUAUUAUUAGUUAUCUUUAUAUUUUAACCUUCAGUCAUGGUUAUCUUACUGCAUUUUUAGAAUUCACU
Molecule: messenger RNA, 1603 nt
Organism: Mesitornis unicolor (brown roatelo)
Lineage: Eukaryota; Metazoa; Chordata; Aves; Mesitornithiformes; Mesitornithidae
Gene: SERINC3
Product: serine incorporator 3
Exons: 9
Coding region: 127-1380 (417 amino acids)
Cellular component (GO): membrane
Source: RefSeq, a predicted model, not a curated record